AACAAUAUGCCAAAGCAGGUAGAAGUACGAAUGCAUGAAAGCCAUAUGAGUCCAGUGGAACAUCAAUCGAAAAACCUCUGUGUACGAUUCUGGCUUUCACUCAGAAAAAAUCUGCUCCUUUCACUAACUGUAUUUGGUGUCAUUAUGGGAGCGUUAUGUGGAAUGCUCCUUCGCAUGGCAGCUCCUAUUAAUCCUGAUGUCGUCAUGUUGAUAGCCUUCCCUGGAGAUAUUUUGAUGCGGAUGUUGAAAAUGUUGAUCCUCCCUUUAAUAAUCUCAAGUUUAAUCACAGGGCUGUCUGGACUGGAUGCUAAGGCCAGUGGUCGAUUAGGGACGAGAGCUAUGGUAUAUUACAUGUCCACAACAAUCAUUGCUGCUAUCCUGGGAGUGAUCUUGGUGUUAGCUAUUCAUCCUGGCAAUCCAAAACUCAAGAAGCAGCUGGGAGAAGGAAAGAAGAAUGACGAAGUAUCCAGUCUUGAUGCUUUCUUGGAUCUUAUUCGAAACUUAUUUCCUGAAAAUCUUGUGCAAGCGUGUUUUCAACAGAUUCAAACAGUUACCAAAAAGGUCCUCAUGCCACAAGAAAUGGAAGAGCCAUCUAAUGUUACAGAUUCUAUCUUCACCAUCGUGAAUGAAACAGAAGUUACUCCAGAGCCUCAAUUAAUUGUUAAGAAGGGUCUUGAGUUUAAGGAUGGAAUGAAUGUCUUAGGCCUCAUUGGGUUUUUCAUUGCUUUUGGUAUCGCAAUGGGCAAGAUGGGAGAACAAGCCAAGAUGAUGGUGGAUUUUUUCAAUAUCUUGAAUGAGAUUGUCAUGAAAUUAGUAAUUAUGAUCAUGUGGUAUUCUCCAUUGGGCAUUGCCUGCCUCAUUUGUGGAAAAAUAAUUGCAAUUAAGGAUUUGGAAGUAGUUGCUCGACAGCUUGGCAUGUACAUGGUAACCGUGAUUGUAGGUCUUCUCAUCCAUGGAGGGAUUUUUUUGCCUCUGUUGUAUUUUGUAAUUACUAGAAAAAAUCCCUUCUCAUUUUUUGCUGGGAUCUUUCAAGCAUGGAUUACUGCUCUAGGCACAGCUUCAAGUGCUGGUACAUUGCCUGUUACUUUUCGCUGCCUUGAAGAAAAUUUGGGCAUUGAUAAGCGUGUGACAAGGUUUGUCUUACCUGUUGGAGCUACUAUUAAUAUGGAUGGAACUGCCCUUUAUGAAGCAGUAGCUGCCAUCUUCAUAGCACAGAUGAAUGGCAUUGUGUUGGAUGGCGGACAGAUAGUCACUGUCAGUUUGACAGCCACUCUUGCCAGUGUUGGAGCUGCAAGUAUACCUAGUGCAGGACUGGUGACCAUGCUUCUUAUCCUCACUGCAGUAGGACUUCCCACUCAGGAUAUAAGCUUACUUGUGGCGGUAGAUUGGUUCUUAGAUCGAAUGAGAACAUCUGUCAAUGUAGUAGGAGACUCCUUUGGAGCUGGCAUUGUUUAUCAUCUGUCCAAGGCAGAAUUGGAAAACAUUGAUGCUCAUCACAAGAUACAUGAAGAUAUUGAAAUGACCAAGACUCAGUCAAUUUAUGAUGAUCUGAAAAAUCACAGGGAAAACAACUCGAAUCAAUGCGUUUAUACAGCUCACAACUCUGUCAUAAUAGAUGAAUGCAAGGUAACCUUGGCAACCAAUGGCAAAUCUGCAGACUUCAAUGCUGUCGAAGAAGAACUUUGGAAACAUGAAAAAUAA
Messenger RNA from Pseudonaja textilis, 1701 nucleotides. NCBI's taxonomy places the organism in Eukaryota, Metazoa, Chordata, Lepidosauria, Squamata, Elapidae. The record is from RefSeq and is a predicted model, not a curated record.